GGUGGAUAAGAAAGUCUUCGUGAUCACGUAUCAGGAUAGAGACAAAUAAUCAACCAAAGAAAUGUCCAAAGGUAAACCGUUAUCACUAAUCGUUGCUACGCUAUUUCCUGAAUUUGGCAUCGGCUUCAAAAAUGCCCUGCCCUGGAAGCUUCGCAAUGAGAUGAAGUACUUCAAGACAGUUACUACGAACGCGCCAACUGGGCAUCAGAAUGCUGUUAUAAUGGGUAGAAACACAUGGGAAUCCAUUCCCGCUAAAUUCAGACCUUUGCCAAACAGGUUGAAUGUCAUCAUUAGCUCAACCUUGAGUAACUUGCCCAAUGAGGACAACGUCCACUAUUACAACACGGUUGAGAGCGCACUGGACGCUUUGAACUCCAUGGAUACCAUCCACAGAGUGUUUAUCAUGGGGGGUGCCCAGCUGUACAACCACUGUCUUUACAACAAGUUGGUUGACGAUUUACUCAUAACUGAGGUCUAUAGCAAUUCUCAAGACGUUGAAGUCCCCAUGGAUACCUUCUUGGGCAAGGAAUUCAUCCUUGACAACUAUACAAAGACAUCAAGAGACGCGUUGGAGCAACACCUGGGUUUCAAGCCGGAUGAAAAACAAACAGAAGGCACCUUCCAAUACGAAUUCACAUUAUAUAAGUUGAAAUAAACGCCAUGUGUAAG
Molecule: messenger RNA, 669 nt
Organism: Williopsis jadinii
Lineage: Eukaryota; Fungi; Ascomycota; Saccharomycetes; Phaffomycetales; Wickerhamomycetaceae
Gene: DFR1
Product: dihydrofolate reductase
Exons: 1
Coding region: 62-655 (197 amino acids)
Biological process (GO): glycine biosynthetic process; folic acid metabolic process; dihydrofolate metabolic process
Cellular component (GO): mitochondrion
Molecular function (GO): NADP binding; dihydrofolate reductase activity
Source: RefSeq, a predicted model, not a curated record